Torulaspora globosa is the source of this 2196-nucleotide messenger RNA. It is a transcript of the gene YTA6, whose product is annotated as putative AAA family ATPase YTA6. Bases 1 to 2196 code for a protein of 731 amino acids. The transcript has a single exon. Gene Ontology annotation, molecular function: ATP binding; ATP hydrolysis activity. Lineage: Eukaryota; Fungi; Ascomycota; Saccharomycetes; Saccharomycetales; Saccharomycetaceae. The record is from RefSeq and is a predicted model, not a curated record.
AUGACAGUUGAAAAGUUUAAUGUACCGUCAAACUUUACGCUGCUGCAAUGCCUUGAGCUUCUACAGUCAAUUGUUGCCAAUCGAUUGGAAAAUUACCAACAACAACGAGCUACACAAUCUUCGAAUGCUCACAAUCUCAACAAAAGAUACAAGCUGCUCGAUGACUUGCUAACUUAUUUGCAGGACGGAAUCCGCAGGAUAGAACGAUAUUACAACUGUAGAGAAGGUUUAUCAACAGCUGUGAAGGGGAAGGGCGAUUUACAGGUUAGUGUAGAUGAUUUGCAAAUUCUGGAACAUGAUGUUAGGUUGGCAAGGAAGGAUUGUCGCAAUCGUCUAGAGAUUAUAGAACGACAAGGUCAGAGCGGUCAUGGAAAGGGAUUGAGCAUAUCAUCGAUAUGGAGAAGCCACGGUAAGAAGGGAAAGAGCAAGGCCGAGAAGGAGGAGAAGGCAGCAACUGAGGCUGUCGAAAAGAUUAUGAAGGCCAGACAGUUGGAUGAGCAAAAAAAACUGGACGAACAGGAACGGCGGCGAAACGAGGAGGAAGCACAGAGGGAAAAGAGGAUCGAAGCAAUGGUACGACAGCAAGUCGAAUCAGAGCUGAGUUUAAAACUUCAGGAAGAAAGGAAAAGGCAGAGAAUAAGAGAGGAGGAAGAACGAAGACGAGCGCAGAACGAAACAAGAUCCGCGAGUUCAUCUCGGAGCUUCAGAGCCAGUAAUAAUGACAGGCAUAGUUUGCUUGUAAAUGGGAGACGGUCUUUGGAUAUUCGGUCUCCAGUCAGUCGAUCACUAGACGACAAUUCAGCUCAGCCAAAACGGAAAUCAUUGGACAUGCAGGAUAUCGGAAAGGCAGCACAGCUGGCCUGGAUACAGUCUCAGCCCAGUGGAUCAAGGAAUCCCGUUCGGAUGCCAACUUCGACAAGGAAGCCUCAUCGCUCACCUUCUAGAAAUCCACAAUCUCCGGCUAGCCCCAGUAUUGGCUCAAAAAAGAGGUACGAAUAUACUCAGCCUCUUGUUAAUCGCCAACAUAUCAAAGCUCCAAAAAAAACGAAUGGUUUAUCGAGAGAAGUUGCGAAAGAGACAACCGCCACUGAGGCAAAGAACAAGAAAGAAUCAGUAUCAGUAAGAAAGCCACCACCAAUUUUAGAGCCACCGCGAUCAGGGUCGAGAUCUCCAAGUUCUCCAGCUGUCCUGGAGAGAGAAGCAACUCCAGAACUUGAAAAUGAGCUGGACCAUCUGUCUCCAAUGGAGAGAAGGAUUAAGAAGGUUAUGGCGACUUUACAUGGAGUGGACGUCCAACAAUGCGAACAAAUCAAAAAUGAAAUUCUCGUUAUGAAUGAAGAAGUGCAUUGGGAUGAUAUCGCGGGAUUGAGCAGAGCUAAAAGCUCUCUCAAGGAAACUGUCGUGUAUCCAUUCCUUAGACCUGACUUAUUCAAAGGACUCCGAGAGCCUAUAAGAGGUAUGCUUUUGUUCGGACCUCCGGGAACUGGUAAAACCAUGAUUGCAAAGGCGGUUGCAACCGAAUCUAAGUCCACGUUCUUUAGCAUUAGUGCAUCCUCCCUGCUGUCCAAAUAUCUGGGCGAGUCAGAGAAAUUAGUCAAAGCAUUGUUUUAUUUGGCAAGGCGACUGGCCCCCUCCAUCAUUUUCAUUGAUGAGAUCGACUCUCUUCUAACUGCCAGAUCUGAUAACGAGAAUGAAUCCUCCAGGCGGAUCAAGACGGAACUGCUUAUACAGUGGUCAGCACUAUCUAGUGCCACGGCUCAGGAUCACGGGGACUCCGAUAGCAGAGUCCUGGUACUUGCCGCUACCAAUUUGCCCUGGGCAAUUGAUGAAGCGGCCAGGAGACGGUUUUCAAGAAGACUUUACAUCCCAUUACCAGAGUACGAGACAAGACUCUACCAUUUAAAGAAAUUGAUGUCAAGACAGAAGAACGGCCUCACCGAUACAGAUUUCGAAGUCAUAGCAGAGAUGUCUGAUGGCUUUUCUGGUUCAGACAUUACAGCUCUUGCAAAAGAGGCUGCCAUGGAACCCAUUCGAGAUUUGGGAGACAACUUAGUAGACGCAGAUUUCAACAAAAUCAGAGGUGUUAUGGUGAAGGACUUUGAGAAAGCGAUGCAAACAAUCAAGAGAAGUGUGUCACCGAGUUCCCUGCAGCAAUAUCGAGACUGGGCAGCAGGGUUCGGUAGCACUGGAGCUUGA